This is a messenger RNA of Diaporthe batatas, 3346 nucleotides long. RefSeq lists its product as uncharacterized. The transcript has a single exon. NCBI's taxonomy places the organism in Eukaryota, Fungi, Ascomycota, Sordariomycetes, Diaporthales, Diaporthaceae. The record is from RefSeq and is a predicted model, not a curated record. Gene Ontology annotation, biological process: coenzyme A biosynthetic process. Gene Ontology annotation, molecular function: dephospho-CoA kinase activity. Bases 185 to 1405 code for a protein of 406 amino acids.
UCUUUUGUGGUCCGGCCAUGUACGGCCGUAUCCGUACAUCAACCUCCACUCACCAUGUGCACGCGUCAAAUGAGACAGAAUACCGUUACUGACACAUAGUGACGAGAGUUGUUUGUGAUUCUUCCCUGCCAUCAUCUGGAACUAGUCUGAACUCCCCUCUCCCUCCAGUCAGUCAGCCCACAGAAUGAGUCGGGACAGCCUUCCAUCACUGCUCCUCCUGCCCUUCCCUCCCGAACCGGCCACUCGGGUUGCACUCAAUGCUGCCUACAGGCCGGCCAUAGAAGCAGCGUUGCUCAAGCUCAGAAAUGCCUCCACUGCUCAGAAGCUCAUCGUCGCGGUGGCCUGCCCCGUGCUCAAGGGACCAGGCCUGAGGUGGAAGACCCUGUCAUGGCCCCAGGCUCAGUCACUACUCGCUGGUCUCUAUUCAAUCAUCGCCAUCGUCUGUGCUGAACAAGGUAUCCCCACAUACCUGAACGCUGGCCCUGGCUCCGUCGACGCCAGGGUCCUCCUCGUCGACCACACCAGGACCAGGCGUUAUGGAGAUGACUUCCGAGCCGCCGUCGAGUCCAACAACACUGCUGUUGUGGACUGGGCCACAUUCGCUUCCACCUACUAUCCCUGGAACUUCAUCUUCAAUGCUGACAGCGAGGUCGCGAACGAGAUAUACACCCUCUAUCUGAAGCUGGCCGAGAAGAAGCAGACACUACUCCAAGAUCAGCUCAUCACCGUCCCGGCCGGCGUGACCCUCAACGUACCGAGCCUGGAGGGCCCCCCCUCGCCGACGCCUGGGACGAUGCCGCAUGCGACCGUCUGCCUCGGCGGCACGUUCGACCACCUACACCCCGGCCACAAGCUGUUAUUGACGGCAGGGGCAUAUCUGCUGGAUAUCCCAGAGCCUAGUUCGUCCAACACUUGCAAGUACAUCAUUGGUAUCACCGGUGAUGAGCUCCUCAAGAACAAGAAAGACGCCGAGUUUCUCGAAUCCUGGGACGAUCGCGCUCGCAACGUCAUCCAUUUCCUUGCAUCCGUGCUGGAGCUGUCUCCUGCUGGCUGGGAGAAGGCCCCGGCACCGCACAUCUUGGAAAACGACGGUGAAUUCACUGCAACCUUCAGAGACAAGACCGUGACUAUUCAAUGCGUCAAAAUACAGGAUCCGUUCGGUCCCACCAUCACCCAAGAGGAUAUGGACGCCCUGGUCGUGUCGGCAGAGACGAGGUCAGGCGGGAAAGCAGUCAAUGACAAGAGGGUCGAGCAGGGGUGGAAGCCCCUCGAGGUUUUCGAAGUUGAUGUGCUCAAUGCCAAGGAGAUCACCGAGGACGUUGCGACAGCGACCGAGAACUUUGCAUCCAAGAUCAGCAGCACGGCGAUUAGGCAGGAAAUCGCCCGGGGUCCAGCACGUCAAUGACCGGAAGAUGAGGAGCGGUUCUCAAAUUGUUCAGUAGAGGAAUCAUGGUGAAAUAUACAACAGAUUCAAAGUAAGUACAGGGUGUAUAUAUCAUUGUCGCUGUCAUCAAUUCGUGAUCGCUCCCUCUUCCUCUCCCGUUCGGGCCUUCUCGUACCAGUCUCGGAAGCAAGGCAAAGUACACAUUCACACGGCCAAGACUCCUGUUGCGCCAACACUUCAAACAGCUACAGUCAACGCUCUGCGAUAGGCACAGAAAUCAUUUUUCUUCGUCAGCAUCACCGCCGUUCUUAGCUCCUCCUGCACCGCCUGCCCCUUCCGCCGCACCGGUAGCAGUCGCUGCCCCAGCUCCAGUCGCAGGGGUGGCAGGGGCCGCUUCUCCUGCUGGCUUCGCUGCCCCAGCCCCCGUAGCCUCUCCAGCUCCAGUCGCAGGGGUGGCAGGGGCGGCUCCUCCGGCUGGCUUCGCAGCUCCGGCCCCUUCAGUCGCUCCAGCUCCAGUCGCGGGGGCGGCGGGCGCUGCUCCUCCUGCUGGCUUCGCUGCUCCGGCCCCAGUCGCUGGGGCGGCGGGCGCGGCGCCUCCUGCAGGCUUUGCGGCUCCGGCUCCGGCCGCGGGCGCAGGUGUUUUGGCACCGGCCGAAAGGGCCGCGAUGCCGUCAUCCAGUGCCUUGCUGAUCAUGUCGGUACUCUGCCCGGCGAUGGGCCUCGCGAUGGCGGGCACCUUGCUCAGCAGGGCCUCGCUGAGGCCGCCGCUGUCGGUCUUCUGCUGCUGCAGGGUCAUCAGGGCGAUCGGGGUCACGCCGAGCAUGUCGAGCACGGGCUUCUUGGCCGUGAGGUCGCCGAUGGUGGUCUGCACCUGCGUGGCGAGGUCGGUUCCCGUCUGCUGCAGGCCCAGGGAGCCGAACAACCCCAGGUCGUCGGCGGCGUUGAUCUUGGUGGCUGCGCCGGAGAGGGCCUUGGACGCCGCCUGUGACGUGCUCAGGAUGGGCGCGGCGGUGUUUGGGUCUGUCGUCAGGCCUUUGAUGGCCGUGUCGAGAUCCUUGAGCGAUGACAUGACGGGUGCGAGGGCCGCCUUGAUCUUGUCGGCCUGGCGGCGCUCGAUAGGCACGGGGGCGGCCAUCACGGCUAUCGCGCCGGUGAGGGCAAGGAUGGAGAGGGACUUCAUAUCGACGGUGUGUUUGGUUAAAAGAUUAUAAUAGAAAGAAGCAAUACGCUAGCGACCUGCGCAAGUAGCUAUGUCGAGGGUAUUGUACUAAAAAAAACAAAAGUGAAGACUGAUGCGAAGGUAGUUGGUUAGUUUGUUGACAAGCUCACAAAUAUCGUAGGCUUCAUCACGGCGGCCACGAAAUCUUAUACAAGUUGAAGCAAGCGUGACACUGGGUCACUGGCACGCGACCCACACCCAGAACCACACAGGCACGCCGCAGAGGUGCAGAAAAGCAAGCCCUCGCAAGAGCAGCUCUUCUCCUCCUCCUUCCUGUUUCGGAAAACGAUGCAAGCUGCUGUGCUCUCGCUGGCAUGUCUUGGCCGCAGCACCCCUUCAGCCCUUCUGACCAAGGGGCUGGCCGUGCAGGGGCACGUAUCUCUGGUGUCCCCUCAAGUGCUCGAGCCAAGGGUGCCAGUGCGAGCCUGGCGGGGUGUCAUCUCGAAUUCUCAGAGGCGCGGUUGGUCGGGGCGUGUUUCCCUAGGGACGCCCCUGGCUGGGAACGCUGCUUGAGCGUCGUGUGUGUGGCCCUCUCCCUCAAAGGUGCGUUUCUCCCCUGGCCAUGCCAUUUAGGGUUGCGAUGCGAUCGCGGAAGAGGGUGGCAGCUUGUGGCAGGAAAAGUGGGGGUGGUUCUGGGCUGCGAGCCGCGUCGCUUCGCUCACCCGGAAGGGGACUAGGCCGACCUGUCAAACCCAGAACGGGGGGUUUCUGGAAAGAAGUCGAGGGAAAAGAGGCUUUUGUCG